UGUCAACCCGAUGUUAGCGAUCCCAAACGCGCAGGAUGAUUGACAGGAGAUAGUGUUUCUGAAGUCUUCCGAUUGGCUAAAGAGGCGAGUCUUUCAUUCGCUGUCAGAGUGAGACAGAACAGUGAGGGAGUGACGGUGAAAUGAAAGUUCCUCGCCGGAUCCUCGAGCAGGAAAAGCGGAAGUAAACAGUCUCGGUUGGUUCAUCAUCAUACAGCUGCUGCUGCUGGUGCGUGUGUGAGACUAGCUGCAGUUAUGGGCGGAAUAUGAGAAUGUGAACGCGCACAAGAAACAGCACGAGCCGCUGAUCGAAGGUGUGUGAGGAUGUGGGUCACUCCUGAAGAAGUCGUGUUGAAAAACGCGCUGAAACUUUGGGUGACGGACAGAACCAACGAUUAUUUCCUCCUGCAGCACCGGAGAGGACACGGAGAGACCGGAGGAAAAAUCACAGGAUUGCUGGUUGGAGCGCUGGACACCGUGUUGGACUCAAAUGCGCGUGUGGCUCCGUUCCGGCUGGUUCUACAUGUGCCGGGGUGUCAGGUCAGCUGGGUCAUAGCCAGUGGAGUGACUCUAGAGGAGGUGCAGAAACACUGGAAAUGGCUGGAGCACAACAUAAUGCCAUACAUGGCUGUGUUUGAGAAUAAAGAAGACGCAGCCAGUUUUGUACAGGGCAAAGUGAAGGGUUUAAUCGCAGAGGAGGUUUUGGGCGGUCAGGCAGCGAGGGAAGAUGACCCGGCGAGGUUUCGUGAGGAUCUGUCUCGGUUCGAGCAGCGUUUCGGUUUGCCUCAGCGAGAGAAGCUGGUGACACAUUACUCAUGCUGCUGCUGGAAGGGUCGUGUGCCUCGACAGGGCUCGCUCUACCUCACCACCAAUCACAUCGCUUUCUAUUCAUUCCUGCUUGGCAAAGAGGUGAAGCUGUUGGUUCCCUGGGCGGAGGUGACGCGUCUGGAGCGCGUGUCCGUGGGUCUGCUGACAGACGUGAUCCGUGUUCACACGCGACAGAAGCAGAGGGAUUUCUCCAUGUUUCUCAAUGUGGAUGAGGUGAUGAAGGUCAUGUGUCAGCUGGCUGAUAUCGCCCUGCGCAGACUGCUGGACAGCGGGGGUCUCACGCUCGACCAAUCGCUGCAGGACCCCGCGAACAUCACCAAGAGGUUGCUGGUAGAACAGGCUCUUAGGCAGUACGUGCUCUCUCUCUUUGGCUUGCCGCGGGCCGAGCGUCUUCAGGAAGUGAUGUCAUGCUCGGUUUGGACUCCUCAUGCCCGCUGUCACACGGCGGGUACUCUCUACACCACAGACGGCUAUUUGUGCUUCAGCAGUCGUGAGGAGGGCCAGUGUACACUCAUCAUACCACUAACAGAGAUACUGGCCAUUGAGAAAGCAGACAGCACCAGCGCUCUGCCCAACCCGGUGAUCAUCAGCGUACGGUGUAAGCGUGCCUUCCAGCUCAUCGACCUGCAGAGACGGGAGGAGUUGGUGGAGAAUCUGCGUGAGCGACUGCGAGAUCUGCACUGGAAACAGGCCGUCAUCCGCGGACACGAGCAGCGCAAGAAAUCCGCGAUGUCCAGCACUCCAUACUACACUUUCUGCUACGACACCGUCCAAUCAGAUGAAGAGGACACUAACAUCAUCUCUGAUAAAGCUCUGCGUCACAUGGUCCCCGCUGACACAUUCCAUCCCAGCCAAUCAGAUUCUUCCAAUGAGACACACAACUCUGAGCGCGUGAAGGAGCGUUUAUGGGAAGAUCAUUUUGUUGAGUUUGGUCGAGGUGUGCACAUGUUCCGCACGGAUCAAAUUCAGAAGCUGGUGGCGAUGGGCAUCCCGGAGUCUCUGAGAGGAGAACUGUGGCUCAGUUUCUCAGACGCGUGUUCAUCGCUGGCCGCACAUCAGAAUUAUUACUCCGAUCUGCUGGAGAAGUGCCGGGGUCAGAGUAACGUCGCCACAGAGGAGAUCGAGCGAGACCUUCAUCGCUCACUGCCUGAACAUCCAGCCUUCCAGAACGACACAGGAAUAUCUGCUCUCCGUAGAGUCCUCACGGCCUACGCUUACAGAAACCCCACCAUCGGUUACUGUCAGUCCAUGAACAUAUUAGCAUCUCGGAUGCUCUUGUACACCAAAGAAGAGGAAGCGUUCUGGCUGCUGGCCACAGUGUGUGAGAGGAUGUUACCAGACUACUUCAACCGCAGAGUCAUCGGUGCACAGGUGGAUCAGUCCGUGUUUGAAGAGCUGAUUGGUGAGCGUUUACCCGAUCUUGCUGAACAAAUCCCUGAUGUGUCGUGGCUGGCAUCCGUCUCUCUCACGUGGUUCCUCACGCUGUUCCUGAGCGUCCUGCCGUUCCGCAGCGCUCUUUGUGUGCUCGACUGUUUCUUGUGUCACGGCAUCAGAUCCAUCUUUCAGAUUUCACUAGCGGUGCUGGAGGCAAACGCAGCUGAGCUGUGCACGUGUACAGAUGAUGGUCAAGCUCUCAUGAUACUCAACAGUUUUCUAGAGCAGGUGACACAUGAGGACAACACGCGUGUGUGCGCUGAUGCUCAACACGUCAACAUCACCACCCUGAUCACCGAUGCGUACGAGAAGUUUGGAUGUCUUACAGUGAAGCAUGUGGAGAUGUUGAGAUGCAGACAUCGUAUUCAGGUCCUUCAGGCUCAUGAAGACGCCACCAAAGACAACACUCUGCGAUUGGUCAAUCCAGAUGUGUCGCUCUCACAGGAGCACCUGUCUGACCUCUACGACCUCUUGAAAACGGAACAUUUCAUCAGUGUGUACUGGGGCGCUGCUUCAGGAGGUUCAGCGGGGUCUGUGGGCAGCUCUUCUGAGCGGUACAUGCUGGAUGGAGUUCAGUUCAAGAGUCUGUACGAGGUGCUGUCGCCGUGGCUCUGUGGGACACACACACAUACUGUCGCCCAGCGCACAUUCACACUGCUGGAUCACAACCAACACAACCACAUCAACUUCACUCCCUUCAUACAGUGGAUGGACAUUCUGUACUGUGAGGAGCUGAAUGAGAAGAUCAGACUUCUGUAUCGACUGCACGUUCCACCAGCUAUGACAGAACAUGGAGAAGACUCAUCGCCACUGAAGAGUCCCAUACUGUCCACCUCCAGACCUCUAUAUGUCAACCUGCCCAACGGUGAGAGGAGGAGUUAUGAAGAACAACUACAGCAGAUGCUUCAAGAUCUCAGCAGUGCAAAGAAGAAAGACCAGAAGAUUCUUCCUCACAUGAAUCAGCGGGAGUUUAUCCAGUUUUGUAAGACGCUCUACAGCAUGUUUCAGGGCGACCCUGAUGAAGCCGAACUCUUCCAGGCCAUCGGGAUGGUGGCUAGUCUCGUGCUGCAGAUUGGUGAGGCGCGACACCGCAGCCGUCCGUCAACACGUCAGGAGGAGACGGAACACGCCCACUCUACUGUGACUGGUGGAGAGUCAGAGGGCGAUUGGUCGGUGAGUUUCGAACAGAUUCUGGCCUCACUGCUGACCGAGCAGGUGCUGGUGAACUUCUUAGACCGGCCCGUGGACCUGAGCGUUAAAAUUGCAAGCGCAAAGACACGUCAGUAUCACGAGCGGGCGGGACUGAUUGUGAUCCAGCAUGCAGCCGUCAGCUGAUCAUGUCACACGUCAUGAAGGAAAGUGCCUUGAUCCUGACACCACAUGAGCCGAGCGUAAAUACUGCCGUCUGCCUCAGAGGAUUCUGGGUGAGCUGGACUCCCCAUCAAUCAUCUGCGAGUCACAUGUUUCAGCUUUAAGUCUCAUUAGGCUUGUUCGAUUUCAUGCGACGCCGCAACAACCGACAGGUGGAUGACAUCACUUUACCGCUGUCUUGCGGAAAUGUAAUGUGAUGUCAUCCGCCUGCAUGACGUACAACACACCUAUUAUUAACAAAAUCAGCUGAGCCAAAUCACAACCUUGUCUUUUUUAUUACAUAAUUCUGUCAUCUUUGAUACUGUGAUCUUUUUCUACUCAUCAAUGAUCAGCAUUAUUUUAACAGCAUUUAAGCUUUUAACAUUUGUUAUGAAUCAGCAUUCAUGUGGAUUUGAAGUCUUAUUGACUGGGUUUAUUCAGAGUCAGCAAAAACUUAUAAUCAUGUGUUUGGAAACCCACUUCAGUCUAGUUUUUGUGUACUUGAUGAUAAAUGACUGCUCAUAUCAGAGAAAUGAAUUCAUCACUGCAGACACACUUCUGAAAAUCAAAUUACAACAUUUUUUAUUUGUAGGUAAUGUACGUGAUAAGUUACUAAGUGUGUUUUGAAUGUAUGAUUACACUGAAAACAUUCGAUCUCUCAUCAUGAGAGAAACUGAGCUCAUAUCACAA
This is a messenger RNA of Triplophysa rosa, 4299 nucleotides long. RefSeq names its product TBC1 domain family member 8. Bases 322 to 3594 code for a protein of 1090 amino acids. NCBI's taxonomy places the organism in Eukaryota, Metazoa, Chordata, Actinopteri, Cypriniformes, Nemacheilidae. The transcript has 21 exons. The record is from RefSeq and is a predicted model, not a curated record.